This is a messenger RNA of Schistocerca piceifrons (Central American locust), 864 nucleotides long. RefSeq lists its product as uncharacterized. The transcript is spliced from 2 exons. The record is from RefSeq and is a predicted model, not a curated record. The coding region runs from base 1 to 864 and encodes 287 amino acids. NCBI's taxonomy places the organism in Eukaryota, Metazoa, Arthropoda, Insecta, Orthoptera, Acrididae.
AUGUGGAGAAGAAAUUCUGAAAUGAUGGUCCGCUUCGACAAGAAUAAGUUGAAAGAUGUAGAAGUGAGACAGCGCUAUCAAGAAAAAAUUGCAGAACAUCUCACAAUAACAGAGAACCCUACCAGUGUGGAGAACGCAUGGAUGCUGCUGAGGAAUGCAGUGUUAGAAAGUGCAAAUGAAGAACUAGUUUGCGAUGCAAAACGAAGAAGUAAACCUUGGUUCGAUGAACAAUGUCGAGAAUCUGUUGAGAUUAGAUCAGCGAAGAGGAUAAAAUGGCUACAGCAACUCUCGGAAGAAGCAAGGGUAGCUUACUACGAAGCGAGGCGUAACACGGACCAACUCAUGAGAAAGAAGAAACGGGACCACCACAAAAGUCUGUUGAUUGCAGUCGAAGAAGCAAAGUCGUCACGCUCGUUUUUCCAGGCCUCAAGAUUCGCCAGAGGCGCAUACAGACAACGUACAUUGGUCCUAACGAAUGAGACGGGUGAAGUUGUACCGCCAGAAGAGCAAGCAACCCUAUUUAAAAAACAUUUUGAAAACCUAUUGAAUCCCGACAACCCACCAGUAGGGACAACACAGACGGAUGCCCGUUUUGACAGAGUUGAAGUCCCUGAACCAUCUGAGGAAGAAAUCAGUGUUGCCCUAAAAGCACUCAAGAACAACAAGGCUCCAGGAGGUAGUGGUAUCACAGCUGAGAUGCUUCGCUUGGGAGGGGAAACACUGUAUUCGGACUGCAGUCAGCCAUCCAAUGUUUUCGAGUCACGCUCCAGCAGUGCUGUUGGCGCCGACCUCUUUGAGAAACAGCGCUCUGUAUUGACACAUUUUUACGUUUAUGGUGAUAUAGCAUAUGCUCUGGUGGUGUAG